AUGGCGACUAUUGGUGGUUAUCUUAACAAGAAAGUCUUGAUCGUCACCGCGGACUCGACAAUACUGGUCGGCACACUUGUAGCAUGCGAUAAUUCUACAAAUCUGGUUCUCAGCGACUCUACGGAACGAAUUAUCCGGACACCAGACGAUCCCGAGCCAUCCAUCGAAGAGCCACGCGGCGUAUAUCUCGUACGAGGUGAUAAUGUAUGUACGAUCGGCUUAGUGGAUGAGAAGCUUGACGAAAGUAUAAACUGGACAGAGGUUAAAGGAGCUGCCAUUGGAACCACGAAGCACUUGUAG
Messenger RNA from [Torrubiella] hemipterigena, 300 nucleotides. The record is from the annotation of a GenBank genome assembly. NCBI's taxonomy places the organism in Eukaryota, Fungi, Ascomycota, Sordariomycetes, Hypocreales, Clavicipitaceae.